Molecule: messenger RNA, 3894 nt
Organism: Larimichthys crocea (large yellow croaker)
Lineage: Eukaryota; Metazoa; Chordata; Actinopteri; Sciaenidae
Product: recombining binding protein suppressor of hairless
Exons: 11
Coding region: 96-1604 (502 amino acids)
Biological process (GO): regulation of transcription by RNA polymerase II
Cellular component (GO): nucleus
Molecular function (GO): RNA polymerase II cis-regulatory region sequence-specific DNA binding; DNA-binding transcription activator activity, RNA polymerase II-specific
Source: RefSeq, a predicted model, not a curated record
UUAACUGUCAAAAAAAGCAGUUUUAUAAUAAUAUUAACACAUUAUCACACUGUUAUAUCCUGCUCUGUGUUUCUAUAACAGCCCCACGUGCUCUUAUGUUGAUCUGUAUGAUAGUUCAGGUGCAUUACAGGAAGUUUGGUGAGCGACCUCAGCCCCAGCGUUUGACGAGGGAGGCGAUGAGGAAUUACCUGAAGGGUAAAGACGAUCAGACGGUGCUCAUACUGCACGCCAAAGUUGCACAAAAGUCGUACGGCAAUGAGAAAAGGUUUUUCUGCCCGCCGCCGUGCGUGUAUCUGAUGGGCAGCGGCUGGCAGAAGAAGCUGGAGAGUAUGGAGAAGGAGGGCUGCACGGAGCAGGAGGCCCAGCCGUGUGCCUUCAUCGGGAUAGGCAACAGUGAGCAGGAGAUGCAGCAGCUCAACCUGGAGGGGAAGCACUUUUGCGCGGCUAAAACUCUGUACAUCAGCGACUCCGAUAAAAGGAAACACUUCAUGCUGUCCGUGAAGAUGUUGUACGGGAACAGCGCCAACAUCGGAGUCUUCCUCAGCAAGAGGAUCAAGGUCAUCUCCAAGCCCUCCAAGAAGAAGCAGUCCUUGAAAAACGCAGAUUUGUGUAUAGCUUCAGGGACUAAGGUGGCGUUGUUUAACCGCCUGCGCUCUCAGACGGUCAGCACUAGGUAUCUUCACGUGGAGGGGGGGAACUUUCUCGCCAGCUCCCAACAGUGGGGCGCCUUUUACAUCCACCUCCUGGACGAUGAAGAGUCUGAAGGAGAGGAGUUCGCCGUGAGAGACGGCUAUAUUCACUACGGCCAGACUGUCAAAUUGGUCUGUUCUGUUACCGGCAUGGCCCUGCCCAGACUGGUCAUCCGCAAAGUGGACAAACAGACUGCGCUGAUGGACGCCGAUGACCCGGUGUCCCAGCUGCACAAGUGUUGUUUCUACCUGAAAGACACGGACAGGAUGUAUCUGUGUCUGUCACAGGAGAGGAUCAUCCAGUUCCAGGCCACAGCGUGCUCCAAAGAGACUAACAAGGAGAUUAUUAACGACGGGGCUUCCUGGACUAUCAUUAGCACUGACAAGGCAGAAUACACCUUUUAUGAGGGCAUGGGCCCCGUCCCCACACCGGUCACACCUGUCCCUGUGGUGGAAAGUCUGCAGUUAAACGGUGGAGGAGAUGUGGCGAUGUUGGAGCUGACGGGGCAGAACUUCACCCCCAACCUCAGAGUGUGGUUCGGAGACGUGGAGGCUGAUACCAUGUACAGAUGUGGAGAGAGCGUCCUCUGCGUGGUGCCGGAUAUCUCUGCCUUCAGGGAGGGCUGGCGCUGGGUGAGACAGCCGGUUCAGGUCCCCGUAACGCUGGUCCGCAACGAUGGAAUCAUCUACUCCACCGCCCUCACCUUCACCUACACCCCUGAGCCGGGGCCGCGGCCCCACUGCAGCGCCGCCGGGGCCAUCCUGCGGUCACACAGCACCUCCUCGUCGUCGCCGGCGUCUUCUUCCUCGCCGUCUUCGCUGGGCGGGCUCGCGGACGGCCACGGGGCUUACAACAACAGCGGUGACUCGUCGGGGGCGUCGAACAUGUCGGUGCUGUCGUUCGAUUUGAUUUGAUUUCACUUUAUUAUCCCGUGUUCCGCGUCAAUAACAAAACAUUUAACCAAACAACAAAACAAAUACCACAGCUCAUGUUCCUUUUGGAAUAACUGGCUGCAGCACUCCCGUUAACAAUCAGUGCACACAGGAACACUGAGGACUUACUUAGGACCCUGUGUGACUCUAAAUCGUAUGUUUGACGGCAAAAGCUGAGGAGCCAGACGUAGACAACAUUCUUUUCACAGUCGCAGCUUAAAAACCCGACUCGAGCGUCUGACUCCCUCGGUCCUUCGAGCAGACACGCAACAGUCCAGUCGGUCGAGCUUUAAGCUGAACUGUACUGUGAACUGAUUCAUGCUGCAUAGCACUCAAUUGGUAAAACAAAACAAUAACAGGCUCGCGUGGUUGUACACUGCUACAAAUAUAAUCUAUAUGUGCACUCCAGGAGUGAUCGUAAUACUUGUACUGUAUGUAUACGUGUGUGUGUGCUUCGAAUGACUGAGUGAGAAAAAUGUGUGCACGUACUUUCCAAAGAGGCUCAUGGACCUGUGAGUGAUUGCACACGCACACACACACACACACACACACACACACACACAUUGCAGACUUUAUCAGAGAGCGACUGUGAUCAUCAGGAAUGCUGGGAGGAGGAAGACGUGGUUCCCCUCUCUCUCUCUUUCUCUCUGUAGCUCCAUCUUGUGGUUUGUUGUGGACAUGUCAAAAAAAAAAGGACCUUGAGGUCCGAGACGUUCGCCUGGAAACCGAUGGAUCUGCCUUCGAACCCUCACAACAACCUGAUCCGUACAAGAAGAGGUUUUCUUUGUUUUUUUACGCCCGUGUGUUUGGAAGCUGUUUUCACGCCGCUCUCUUUAUACUGACGUCGACACGUUUUUACUGAAAAUCUGUUUUUGAUUUAUCUGUCGUGUGCAAGGGGGAAAAAAAAAUGUGUUGUAAGAGUAACAUAGUUUUUACGGACCAAUGAAUAUUAUUAUAUUAUUUUAUUCAUAUUAUAUUUUAUAAGCUUUUUUUUUUUUUUUUUUUUUUUGGGGGUAUUUUUUGACUUUUUUUUUUUUUUUUUUUGUAUGAUAAUGCAUAGUAAGUACACUUUUGUUACCAAAUAGAAUUUGUCGUGUUGUUGACUGAGUCCAGUCACAGCUCAUCUUCCUUUUUUAAUCUUCACUGCUGUGUGUUUUUGGAUCUUGAUUUGCCAAAUUCAUAAUUACUCGUUCACGGUCAUUACAGCAGUUUACUAUAUUAUGCCAGCUGUUAUUGGCUCACAAUAGCCGCCUUUUAGAUCUUCUAGGUCACUGUUUAGGGAUGCUUGUUUUUUUAAAUCAAAGAUGACAUUUUUGAUGAGUUUAGCCUGUGAUAAUAUUUAAUACACUCUCCGUGUAUUCUGGGAGACGGAGGUUAUGUUUUCUAAUCAGCUGUUUUUGUGCUUGAACUCAAAUCAAACAUAACCUUCCACUGUAGCUACGUACACCGCAGUGCUGCUUAUUUCACUAAAGCCUUUAAAACAAAGUGUGUAAAUGACAAAAAUCGAAACACGCCAUCCUGACUGCGAAUGCGGUGAGAGCUCAUUUGAAGACAAUCCGCCGUGGUUGAUGAUUUGUACAGAUUCAAACUCCCAGUUUGUUCUUCCUACCUUGUUAAACUGAUUUACUAAACUAGUCAGGUGGCAUCAUUCAGGUUAUGUAGCCUUUUAAAAACCACUACCACUCCUUGCAAAGUAUCCUGAUUUCCAGGUUUGCUUUUCUUUUGUAUCAUGUUUUCAAGGCCAGUUCACUGCCAGGUGGGCAUUUCAUCUUCCUGCACGUGUUUUUAUGAAGUUUUAUGGUGUAAACAUCAUAAUAAUCCAGCCACAUCAGAUUGAUGCGUCGUCUCUCGUAUGAGUCACGACCAUACUUGUCAGGUUUCUGUAGAGGUGGAAGGUAAGCAGCAUCUUUGUAGUCACCUGGUGAAAAUCUGUGCUUGUGCCACGUUACAGAAUUGUUGGUCACUGUACUGCAUCGACCUUCUUUGUGGUUUUUCUGUUACUUUUAAUGUUUUUUGGUCAGUCGAGUCAUCAUGUACACAGUGUCUGCAAAGCCAGGUGUGAUGGAAGCCUCAGUGUCAUCACAGACACCGGCAGCUUCAUGUGUUUUCAUUGCUCUUGUGCUCAUGGGAUGAAUGUCCUCACUCUCAUGUCCUGCCUUUUUGUUUCUCGCCUCUCUGUCCUGUCAGUCUGGGUUAUUACUCCUGAAGCAAAUCAACCUGCUGUGGUUCUUCAGUGUCAUGAAGAUCUCAAAUAAAAAGCUGAUGUCUGGUG